Molecule: messenger RNA, 1281 nt
Organism: Mesoplodon densirostris (Blainville's beaked whale)
Lineage: Eukaryota; Metazoa; Chordata; Mammalia; Artiodactyla; Ziphiidae
Gene: AP1M2
Product: adaptor related protein complex 1 subunit mu 2
Exons: 12
Coding region: 10-1281 (423 amino acids)
Biological process (GO): intracellular protein transport; vesicle-mediated transport
Cellular component (GO): clathrin adaptor complex; clathrin-coated vesicle
Molecular function (GO): clathrin-cargo adaptor activity
Source: RefSeq, a predicted model, not a curated record
GCCGCCACCAUGUCCGCCUCGGCUGUCUUCAUCCUCGAUGUCAAGGGCAAGCCCUUGAUCAGCCGCAACUACAAGGGCGAUGUGGCCAUGAGUGAGAUUGAGCACUUCAUGCCUCUGCUCAUGCAGCGGGAGGAGGAGGGCGCCCUGGCCCCACUGAUGAGCCACGGCCGGGUCCACUUUCUGUGGAUCAAAUACAGCAACCUCUACUUGGUGGCCACCACACUGAAGAACGCCAAUGCCUCCCUCGUGUACUCGUUCCUCUACAAGACAGUGGAGGUAUUCUCUGAAUACUUCAAGGAGCUGGAGGAGGAAAGCAUUCGAGACAACUUUGUCAUCGUCUACGAGCUGCUGGAUGAGCUCAUGGACUUCGGCUUCCCACAGACCACGGACAGCAAAAUCCUGCAGGAAUACAUCACGCAGCAGGGCAACAAGCUGGAGACGGGCAAGUCGCGAGUGCCACCCACUGUCACCAAUGCUGUGUCCUGGCGCUCGGAGGGCAUCAAAUACAAGAAGAACGAAGUCUUCAUCGAUGUCAUAGAGUCCGUCAACCUACUGGUCAACGCCAACGGCAGUGUCCUGCUGAGUGAGAUCGUGGGCACCAUCAAGCUCAAGGUGUUUCUGUCAGGAAUGCCGGAGCUGAGGCUGGGCCUCAAUGACCGCGUGCUCUUCGAGCUCACUGGCCGGAGCAAGAACAAGUCCGUGGAACUGGAGGAUGUGAAAUUCCACCAGUGUGUGAGGCUGUCUCGCUUCGACAACGACCGUACCAUCUCCUUCAUUCCGCCUGACGGUGACUUUGAGCUCAUGUCCUACCGCCUCAGCACCCAGGUCAAGCCGCUGAUCUGGAUUGAAUCUGUCAUUGAGAAAUUCUCCCACAGCCGCGUGGAGAUCAUGGUCAAGGCUAAGGGGCAGUUUAAGAAGCAGUCAGUGGCCAACAGCGUGGAGAUAUCUGUGCCAGUACCCAGCGAUGCCGACUCCCCACGCUUCAAGACCAGCGUGGGCAGUGCCAAGUACAUGCCAGAGAAGAACGUCGUUAUCUGGAGUAUCAAGUCUUUCCCGGGGGGCAAGGAGUACCUGAUGCGCGCCCACUUUGGCCUCCCCAGCGUGGAGAAGGAGGAGGUAGAGGGCCGGCCCCCCAUCGGGGUCAAGUUUGAGAUCCCCUAUUUCACCGUCUCCGGGAUCCAGGUCCGAUACAUGAAGAUCAUCGAGAAGAGUGGUUACCAGGCCCUGCCCUGGGUCCGCUAUAUCACCCAGAGUGGCGAUUAUCAACUUCGUACCAGCUAG